Messenger RNA from Colletotrichum spaethianum, 1971 nucleotides. Its product is annotated as mRNA export factor mex67. The record is from RefSeq and is a predicted model, not a curated record. Gene Ontology annotation, biological process: poly(A)+ mRNA export from nucleus. Gene Ontology annotation, cellular component: nucleus. The coding region runs from base 1 to 1971 and encodes 656 amino acids. NCBI's taxonomy places the organism in Eukaryota, Fungi, Ascomycota, Sordariomycetes, Glomerellales, Glomerellaceae. Gene Ontology annotation, molecular function: RNA binding; protein binding. The transcript has 3 exons.
AUGGCGCCUCCGAGAGCCCCUCGCAGCAUGGCCUCGCAGCCUGCGCGCGAAACCCGCAAUUCUACGAUUGGGGCGAAGACCUCGCGCGGCGGCGGCAUUCAGAAGCGUCGAGGUGGCAGGACCCAGGUCGACAGAGACGGAGACCUUGAUAUGGGGAGCGCUGCUGGAGGAAGUGGGACACGUCGACCAAACAACAGAGCAGCUUCGGCUGACACCAACAACUCGCGGCCUCAACGACCAACAAGAUCUGGCGGUCCCCCUACAAAGUCAGGCUCAAAAGUGCACCAAGCGAUUGCCCGACACCUGGACACCGGCGAUGGAAAUGACCUGGUAUCAAGGAGGAAGCCACAGAGUUCUGGCCUCGUCUGGCUGACAGUCAAGGGUCUGAAGGAGAGCAAGGCUGCAAGCAAUGACGAUGGUGGUUUGCGGGACCUGCUGAUGUUCCUAGAACGGAAAGCCACCACUCUAUCUGGCCGCAACAAAACGGUGCACAUCAAGAAGUCAAGUAUGAGAGGGGAUCUAGUCAACAUUGCAGCAAGCAAAGAAGAUGCGGAGGAAAUUCUUAAAGUCAACACUUUCACUUUCGCUGGUACGCAGUUGGAGAUCACUGAUAGUGACGGAUCGAUUGCCAAGGCGAACGAAGCAUCCGCCGCAGCGCAGGAGACAAAGCUAAAACUGCAAAGUAUCAUGUCACUCCGCUACGACAUGGAAAACAAGCUUCUGAGGCUGGAUGCGCUGAACCAAGACGAAGGCCUGAUCCAAAUGGGAAUGCUAGAAUCUAAAGACAGAGCUGAGAAGCUGUUCAAGGUCAUGAUGAGGAUUUGCGACGAGCUAUUCAAGACGGCUCAAGCGAAGAUUGAUGCUAUCCACAGCAUCAGCCUGGCCAACAACAACAUCGAUACCGUCGCGCAAGUCGAAGAGAUGGCGGAUACGUUCCCUGACCUCAAGAACCUCGACCUUAGUGGGAAUCAGAUCGCGUCCGUCACAGGGCUGUCAAGAUGGCGACAGAAGCUCAAGAAGCUGGAAACCCUCUACCUAACGGGGAACCCGCUUCCAAUCGCGGAGCCCAAGGUAGUGCUUGAGCUGUUACACUUCUUCCCCAAGCUGCAAGUCCUGAAUGGUGAGCAAUUGACACCGGAACGGAUUGCGGAAAUCAAAGCAGCAGGUCGACCAAAACCGAUCCCCCAACGCGGACCCGAUUUCCGUGACGUUGCCGGCAUUGGAGAGGCGUUCCUGCUGGAGUUCUUCCUGGGGUUCGACACCGACCGCACAGGUCUGCUGGCCAAGUACUACGACGACAACAGCCAGUUCUCUCUGGCCGUCGAUACUCAUUCUGUCAGAGACGAGAACUUGCCACAGCCGUUGCCCUGGGCUUCGUACAUUAAGCAGUCUCGGAAUCUCAUGAAGAUCACGACACCGGCCGCCCGAGCUGCACGACUGAUCACUGGAAGAGAGUCCAUCUGGAACCUCUGGAACGACCUCCCGAAGACACAACACCCCGAUAUCAAGGCAGAUAUCAGCAAGUACAUCAUGGACUGCCAUCUUCUACCUGGUCUCGCCGACCCAACUGGCCAGACACCUGGCGGAGUGGACGGCAUGAUCAUCUCUGUGCACGGCCAAUUCGAAGAAUGCGACAAAUCUGGAAAGACGGGUCUCCGGAGCUUUUCUCGUACAUUUGUUCUGGGACCUGGGCGACCCAACAGCAACCCUAUUCGCGUAGUCAGCGACAUGCUCUCCCUCAGAGCCUUCAACCCGCUCCCUAAUGUCUUCAUUACCGAGGCCCAAGCCCCGUCAGUCCAGGAACAAGAACAACGCCAGGCCAUGAUUGUCGAAUUAUCAAAGCAAACCACCAUGACACCUACGUACUCGGAAAUGUGCUUGUCGGACGUUGCGUGGGACUUCACUAGGGCCUUGGCAGUCUUUCACGAGAAAAAGGCUCAAUUACCAGCCGAAGCCUUCGCCAGCGUCUAG